This is a messenger RNA of Misgurnus anguillicaudatus (oriental weatherfish), 4224 nucleotides long. It is a transcript of the gene cep85l, whose product is annotated as centrosomal protein 85, like. NCBI's taxonomy places the organism in Eukaryota, Metazoa, Chordata, Actinopteri, Cypriniformes, Cobitidae. The record is from RefSeq and is a predicted model, not a curated record. Gene Ontology annotation, cellular component: centrosome.
CAAUCUGGAUACGUCCUUCCGUCACUGGAGGUCUGCGGGGUCCUGAUCGAGUGGGCGGAGCUAGUGUGUCUCGCGCUCUGAUUGCGUUUUCUCCGCGGAGGGAGCGCGCACGCACUGAGAUCACAUCCUCGCGAUGCAGCUGCCAACGAUUCGAGCGCACUAGUUCAUAACUCAACUCAGAUUUACGACACGUACGCGACCAUUUCAGGACUAUAAUACUGUACAGUCUACACUCGUUUUGAUUUUAUAUCACAUACGCAGGAUUUCUUCCCGUCAUUUGUCAUCAUGGAAUGCGGUUUCACUUAGAAAAUCCUUCUCCUUGGUGGGCUCGCGCAUAUUUGUCUUGGCUCUCGUGUUGGAUCCCAUUGAGAUUUCGUGUACGAAACCGAGCGCAAUGUGGGCCAGAAAUGAUUUCGAGGAAGGAUUCGACGCGUAUAAGAUAGGUUCGAGCACAUCCUCUCCUGGAUGGGUCCCAGGCUGUGACUCGGCAUGGCAAGCGUCCUCUACUUCUGCUGGCAUUAGCAGCCGCGGGCGACGUCACAGCGCCGCCUCGGACAGUGGCGACACGGGCAUUGGCACAUCCUGUUCUGACAGUGUAGAAGAUCACUCCAGCUCCAGCGGCACGCUGUCCUUCCAGCCUCUGCGUGCUCAAGGUUCGAUCCCAACGGCCCACGUCAUGCCAUCACCCUCCAGCUCCAAGCUCAGCACACCUUCUGCCCCCACAAGCCCCUGGAGCAGCUGCCAACUCCCUUCUCCCCUCGACACCCCCCUGGACAUGAAAGACCCCCGGCCGGUCCGUCGCUGGUCCUCCCUCACUCGACUCACGGGCCAGGAAAAGGCCACCCCUUCCGGGAGGCCGCCGUGCCGCGUGGACCCCCACGGGUCAUUGGAUCGCGGCUUGCUGUAUGGCUACCGUCAGGACCCGCUGUAUUCAGACAGCUUUCUCUCCCAGGGCCUACACAAGCUAUCCACCAACUCAGACUUUUCAAAUAAGUAUGACCUGGGCAGCACUAACACCUUGGGUAAAACGGACUCAUCCUGCUCUUCUCCGCUUAAGCCCAGCACGUUAGACCUCACCUACAGUGCCUUACCGGAGAGCAAGACCCCUACCGUCAGUUUGGUGGGGCCCGGGCAGAGAAGUCCAUCACUCAGGCACCAAGCCGUGGGAGGAUCGCCCAUCCAACCGGCCGUACGGACUCAGAUGUGGUUGAGCGAGCAAAUGGAGUACCGGCCGGGACCGGAGGGAUGUGGGAUCGGCACGUGGCAACAAGAACAGCAGCAGAGAGAGAGGUUACGGCAGGACGCAGAGCUCCCGCAGACGCUGAGUGGAACAUCUUUACCUGUCAAUACUCUAGUAAAAAUUAAGGAGGGACUCCUGAGACAGAGAGAACUGGAGAUCGACCGACAAAAGCAACAAAUCCUUCAGCUUCAUGCAAGGAUCAGAGAAAAUGAAAUACGGGCGCAACAAGUCCUCCAGAACCAGAGAGGGCGCUAUGAUGAUUCAUAUCUGCUCAAAGCCAAGGACUCUCCGUACGACAGUCCCGUAUCCAGCCAGAGUCCGAAAUCUCAAUUGGUCGAGCGGAUCAGUCCCAUGUGCUGUGAGAACGGCGAUCUGGGCCGUAAGUUAGCCGCGGCAGAACUGGAGGUCAUUCACGUUAGCGAAUUUCUCAAACAGAACACACAGAAGUACACUGAAGAUAUCAAGAAACUGGAGGAGAAGAUGAAAACCCGCGACCGCUACAUCAGCAGUCUGAAGAAGAAGUGCCAGCGCGAGCAGGAGCAGAAUCAAGAGAAGCAACAGCGCAUCGAGACGCUGGAGAAAUACCUGGCAGAUCUUCCCUCGCUGGAUGAGGUCCAGACGCAGGCUCAGCAGUUGGAGGAGGUGCAGGGAAAGGCUUGGACGUUGGAGGACACCAUCGCCCAACUGGAGAAGAACCUGGAGGAGAACAGAGUCCUUAUGGAAGAUAAAGACGCCCUUAUAGAGACCCAGUCCAAGAGGGAGAAAGAGCUCGUGGCUGCUGUUCAAAGCCUACAAGAAAAGGUGGAGAAAUGUCUGGAGGACGGAGUACGGCUGCCCAUGCUGGACCUGAAACAGCUGGAGAGAGAAAACACACGCUUACUACAACAACAGAGUCAAAACAGCAUGCUGAUUGACAAUCAGAAGCAGCAGAUUGACAAGCUGACUCUGGAGGUGUCGUCGCUGGAGAAGAGGUUGCAGAGGGAGAGAGGGAUAACGCAAGAACUCAGAAAACAGCUCGUUGAACGCGAGGAGGAGCUCGAAAACCUCUCCGUGAGUCCUCAGCAGGACCGAAGGCGGUCAGAUGAGGAUUUGGUGAAUGUGGCCCCAGGGUCCUGUCUGAAGGAGGCCGGUGCCCUGUUAAAGGAGAUGUCCCUGUGUCUGCUGGAUCUCAAGGGCCUCUGUAGUGUCCUCAGCCAAAGAGCUCAAGGAAAAGAGCCCAACCUGGCCCUGCUUCUCGGAAUCAAAUCUAUGAGCUGCUCGGCAGAAGAGAACGAGAAGCCUUUGAUGGAGGAUGGCCUGCGGGCGAAGCUGGUGGAGGUGUGCCAGCUGAGGAAAGACAUCGAUGAGCUGCGGACGGUGAUCUCGGACCGUUACGCACAGGACAUGGGCGACAACUGUGUGACACAAUGAUAAUGGAUGAGAAGGCUGGAUUUAUGGAAAGACUCAAUUCUCAUGCAGCUCGUAAAGGGAAAAUAAUAAUAAUAAAGUUGGCAUAAUGAAUAUAAGUUUUAGGUCUUUGGCUGGACCAAGCUGUGAAUCCAGUUUACAAGGAUGUAUCGUGUUAUAUUUAUUACUGUGUUGGAGGCCACAUUGUAUUAAGGCCGCAAGUUCCUCACACUGUGUGCUUGUAUGUAAGAGUUUAAUGGUAUGAUUUGUCUUCGAGGGAAUGUGUUGUUUAAAGUGCCUUAUGUUUUCUGACUAUAUGAUCUCCUGUGUACCUCCAAACUUGUCAUUUAUACCCAAAGAAGCUGGCACAUCCUCACCCCAACAUGUCGCAGGUCGACAUUUCCAAGCAUCUUACAUUUUAUCUGAAUGUUGUGCAUCUGAAGUUUGUUUGUUGGUACUUUAACUUAUCGAUGCAGAUAUGAGCAAUUUGGGCUUCCAUAAAAGUGUUUCACUUAAUAAUAUAAGACAGCAGAGGAAUUCAGGUUAAUGUAUUCAGGACACCAUUUAACAUUUUUAAGUAGAUUGCAAUGUUUUUUUUUUAAACGCUGCAGCACUGUUCACAAGUUGCACGCAUCCAAAGUAAAAGAUACAAGAGGAAACGUUCUGCAAAUAUUUCGUUUGACCUCCUGAACGCUUAUUCAAGACUCAUUUCAUAUAGAUCAGAUAUAAUACUUAUGUAAAAAACAAUGCAAACUUACUCACUCAGGUAUUUUAAGAUUUUUGUUGAAAUUUUGGAUUUUAACUCUUUGAGAGCUGUGUGGUCUUAAGUGUCAAUUUCAAGUUGACCCAAGCAGAAUUUUUAAUUCUGUAACGUUAAAGUCCAUCGGUCAUGUCAACUUUUGCACAUGCUUUAUACACACCAAGGUGACUGACAAAUGUCUGAUAUAUACAAACAUCUAUAUUAAUUCUGCUUAUGCAUCAUGACUAUAACGUAUUUAAAAUAUUUAGCAUGGGGGGUUUUGUCAUAAUGUGCUCAUAUCUUGUGCAUGUGUAUAGAUUGUCUUUUAUGUAUUUAAGACAUUAGGAAUAAAUAGUACUGGGUACUGGGCUAUGCAACAACCUCAAGUUAACCAGCAUUACACAUUUUUCCAGAUAUUAUUGUAGUAAAUCUGUGCCUUUAUGAAUCUAUGCAGCAGUGAUGUUUUCAUUGACAUUUUCCAUAACUUAUUUCAUAAAGGUGCAGUUAAGCUAAGCCAUAUUCUCAAGCAAUGCAUAUUUAUUCUCAGGCGGCGAGAUGCUAAUAUCCUGACAGAGAAUGUGUGUGUAUCUGAUAGCAUGUGGACGUAUGUUUGUGUUGCGUACUAUUACAAAAUAAAUCACGUGCAUGGAUUGACAUGACCGAGUUACUGUGGACUGAAAGCCGCCGGUUGGCUUUGCAGCGCGUGUUAAAUUCAACGUCUUUUAAAGUUUUUAAGCUUUUUGUUUUCCAGCUAGAUUUUACAAAUGCCAAAGUUCUAUUUAUGUACAAUUUCUUAAAAGUAUUUUUCCAUUUUGUAAAAUGCAUUUGUACAAAUGUCAAAUAAAGUAUUUUUCUACUA